Trichosurus vulpecula (common brushtail) is the source of this 3964-nucleotide messenger RNA. It is a transcript of the gene TAF1C, whose product is annotated as TATA-box binding protein associated factor, RNA polymerase I subunit C. Gene Ontology annotation, molecular function: RNA polymerase I core promoter sequence-specific DNA binding; protein binding. NCBI's taxonomy places the organism in Eukaryota, Metazoa, Chordata, Mammalia, Diprotodontia, Phalangeridae. Gene Ontology annotation, biological process: transcription by RNA polymerase I. The coding region runs from base 16 to 2775 and encodes 919 amino acids. The transcript has 14 exons. Gene Ontology annotation, cellular component: fibrillar center. The record is from RefSeq and is a predicted model, not a curated record.
AAACUCUACACACAGAUGGAUUUCCCUGACAAUCUGUUUCCCACAUUCUUUUUGCCUGGCCCUCCUGGCCUGAGUGAUUCCCCUGGUUCCUAUCUGGCCCCUGCUUGGAGUGACUGUAUGCAGCUGCUGAAGCCCCCCCAGGAUCCAUCGGUUAACCCCCAGCAUGAGACAUCAUAUGUGACAAAGUGGGGGAGAUGGACGUCUGACACUCCUGGACCCCUGCCCUUCCUGCGCCCUGUUGCUGAACCCUGGGAACCUGAGCUGACCUCCCGAGAUCUGCUUUUCCAGGGGCAACUGAGGCGUCCAUUUGGGCCUAAAGCGACAGUAGAUGUUAUAGAACAGCUCAACCAGUUCUUGUGGGAUCACGGGGACGUUGCCUUUGGGCCCCUGGGACGGCUGCUGCAGGAGAAUUUUAACCUGGGAGAACCCAAGAAAUCCCAGAAGGACAGGACGGUGAUGAAUGCAGAAUGGUUGGUCCAGGACCUCAGCGGACACCAGCCCAAGGGGUGCCCCUGGGCCCACCUGAGUGCCCGUCAGCGACGGUUCUCCCUGCGGGGGGGCUCGGUGCUGGGGGAGGAAGUGGAUGGCCUGCUGGGGGGGCUGCUGCACGAGGAGCUGGAGACACGCUGGAAGGAGCUGCUACUGAAUGAAUCUCGCACAGGCGGGGCUCUCGGGUGGAUUCCAGGGGCCAGACCUCACGUUGGCCAGCUGGCCUACCCCACCGGGCAGGCCUGCAACCAGCUGAACUUCCAGAAGGUAAAGCUGUCCACCACCAGUGGACCCCAGGCCCUUGGAGACCCAACCCGAAUCUUGCUCCAGGGCCCAGUCCGGCAAGUGGUAACCCGCACAAUCCAGGAGGAAGCUCUGGUGGCUGUCCGCUCUGAUCAUCACUGUGCUGUGUGGCGGGUCAGUCGUCAAGGGCACCCUGAGCCCCUGCAGGUGCUGGGUACGGAGAAGGGAGCCACGGGGAUCAGCCUCAGCCCUCAUCUUCCUGGAGAGCUGGCAGUCUGCACUCGCUCAGGAGCUGUGUGUCUGUGGAGCCCCCAGGAUGGGCUGCAGCAAAUAUACAAAGACCCUGAGACCCUUGUCUUCAAGGACCCGUCUUCGUGGCGCUGGGCAGACUUCACCGCUCACCCCCGGAUGCUGACUGUUGCUGACCGCACUGGAGUCCGACUCACAGAUGUUCGGGGUCCCCCAGACCGCGGUGAGCUUCUUUUUCGUGUAGGGGCUGAAGCCUCGUGUAAACAAGGGGAGCGUGUCUUAUUGGCUCAGUACUUGGGGACAUCCAGUCCUGCCUCCCUGAAUCCCACCCUUCAUCUCAUCUGUACACAGUUCUCUCUCUACCUGCUGGAUGAGCGUUUACCUCUUGUGCCAAUGCUGAAGUGGAACCAUGCACUCAUGUCCCCUCCGCUGCUGGCUCAGCUCCUGCCCCCACCCUGUCCUGGGGCGCCUCUUCCCUUGCUGCUUGGAGGACUUGGGGGCCAUCUGCGGAUGUUGCAUCUCUCAGGAGGGUCCAGUAGCACCCCCCAGCUAGCAGCACCACCGCAGUCACUCCCUUCACUUAGGGACUCACUCCCUGGCUUUCCAGUCCUUGAGCCCCAUGGUGAGCAGCUGCUACAGGACCGUCUCAAGGCUCCCCUCACAGGCUUGGCUGCUGUUGUACCACCAAGUUGUCCGAGUCCCACCAUGCUACUGUUCCAACUCUCAGCUGCCGGAGACGUUUUUUAUCAGCGCCUCUGGCUCCAGCCAGACACCGGUUCUGAAAAUGCCGACUCUCUCCAAAAUAGUAACUCUUGCACUGACCAUGCUGAUGAUCCAGGCCUCGAUUCUCAUGACCAGACCACUGCUACCUCAUCCUUGGACACAGCUCCUAUCCCCAGUGCUGUUUCCUGGAAUCCCCGGGCUGUUGCUUGCUGCCGCCGUUGGUUGAAGACCCUGCUACAGGUUCCCCCAGCCCUCCCUCCUUGGACACCCCCUACUUUCUCCCUACACCGUCUCCGAUGGUCAGGGAAGGAAGACAAAGGGAAGGGCCGAGAGGGCCUGCAGGCUGCCAUGGCUGAAGGCCGGCUGCUGCAACAAGGGGACCUGGGCCCACUCCCUUCCUCGGACCCUCCCCCUGCACAUGAGCCCUUCGGUCCUGAGGACAAGUUGACUGAACGUUUGGAAGCAUCUUGGGAGGGGAAGGGAGCCAUUUGGUGGGACAGCCAGCAAGGUGAUACCCAGGUACUAAGAAAGCGGCGGUCACGGGAGAAGAGGCGGACCCAGCUCUCCAGCUCUUUCUCUUCUGUCAGAACCACUUCUGACUUCUCUGACAUCGACAGUCGCCAUGGCACUCCUAGCCCCCUCCACAGGACAUCUGAAGCUUCUCAAUCUCUGGAGCUGUCUCAGGAGCCAUGGGUCCGGAGUGUACCCCGUGAGCGGCGGCAGACGCUUCGAGACUAUCUUGCGGUCCUCCCUUCUCCAGACUCAGGAAGCUGCUCUACCCCCCAAUCCCAAAACCCAAGCAGCCAGACCAUCCCCACCUCCGAGCCAGGUCAGCACUCAGUACCACGCUUCCAGGAUCCAAGGACCCAGACCCUCCUUUGUCCUCCCCCAGGGAGCUCCUCUGCCCACUGCUCUCAAAAUCCAAGUAGUCAGACCCCCUGCUCCCCUGACACAAGGUUCAACUCUCUAUCCCACUCCCAAAAUUCAAGCGUCCGGAGCCUGCCCUCCCGUCACACUCCUUCCCUUGCAGGCUCACAGCCCCGCAAGAAGAAACCCCGCAUGGGUUUCUAAGGACUUUUGUAGAUCGUAGGAUCCCCAGAAAUCCCAGGACCUCAUAGGAUUGUAGCUUUCGACUAGAAGGAAUCUAGUCCAACCUCCUCGUUUCACAGAUGAGGAAACUGAGGCCUGGAAAGAUGUGCACACGUGUUAAAGAUCAUUACCCAGUGCUCCCUCCUCUAGUGCCUUGCAGAAUUGACAAAGCUCACUCUGUCUGGCUCCACCACUGGGGAGCUGGAUCAGUCUGGGUGUCCAGGAAAAGUUUCCAUCUCACUUUGCCUGGAAAAGUCCCAGUCUGGCCCAUUUACUUUAAUACUAAUUGCUCUUUAAGCUCAUGGGAGAUCACUGGAAGGGACCCUACCCUCUCUGUGCCCUGGUUCCAGCACAUUCUUACUGAUAACUGAAAGUCGGGUCAGUUAAUUUGACCAUUUGGCCUUGGGUAUUUCUUUCUCACAGUGGCCAGAGCCAAAUGGGGAAGAGUCCCCCAGGGACACACAGACCCUGUGCAGUUGGCCAUGAUAUCGAGCAUCCUGGUGCCCAUGAGCCAGUGCAUGAAGCUUUCAAAAAGGGUGGCCGUUGGCCUAAAGAAAGUCUCAAUUUCACCGGGGAAAAUAGAUAUGUUUGAAGGAGGGACUUUGAAGGCUCGGCUGAGGAGUAUAAAUGAGAUGCCAUCUUGUAGCUGUUGCCUCAGGUUUCUCCAUUGGCAUCAAUUCAAUUUCCAAACUCUGAGCCUUUAAAAUUUAAAAUUUUCUACUGUUAGCUAACUUCCUUCUUCAGAAUGACCAGCUGCUAAUCCUUUCACUGUGACCUUCAAGCUAAUGAAUACAUAUAGAGACUCAAAACUCCAUAUUCCAGCUUUCCUAUUUGGGCAGCUAACAGAAGCCCAUGGGUCUCUUUAUGUGUCUAACCUGACCAUCUGUACUCCAGGGGCUGAUAACAAGAGGGAAAAGGCAAGAUAUGCAGGGGACUGCUACUUUAAAAAGCAUAGGAUUUUACUGGAGAAAAAGAGGUCUUAAUUAUAAGAAAAUAUAAUGCCUUAAAGAAGCCAAAGGAAUAUAAAUUAAAAACUAAACUGUGUUUUUGUUGUCAUGUGGAACAAUUUUGCAAGGAACUAACUGAAGGCCCAAAAGAUAGAGAUAAAGACUGCUUUGGAAGAAGAAUAUAAGCUGAGACAGAGGCCUUAUACCUCUUUACAUUUUUUCAG